UGCCGUAAAGCGCGUGCGUCGGUGUCGCACACGGUGUCGCGCAGCGGUGUGAUGGCGGCGGCAGGGCUGGUGCUGAACGGGGCCGAGGCGGCCGCAGGGCUCCAGGCCGCGGCCGGUGUCUAUGAGCAGCUCAAGGGGGAGUGGAACCGGAAGAGCCCAAACCUCAGCAAGUGUGGGGAGGCGCUGGGGAGGCUGAAGCUGGCCCUCCUGGAGCUCAACUUCCUGCCCACCACCGGCACCAAACUGACCAAGCAGCAGCUGAUCCUGGCCCGGGACAUCCUGGAGAUCGGGGCCCAAUGGAGCAUCCUGCGCCGGGACAUCCCCUCCUUUGAGCGCUACAUGGCCCAGCUCAAGUGCUACUACUUCGACUACCAGGAAGCGCUGCCGGAAUCAGCCUCCAAGCACCAGCUCCUGGGCCUCAACCUCCUCUUCCUGCUCUCCCAGAACCGUGUGGCCGAAUUCCAUACGGAGCUGGAGCGGCUCCCGGCGCCCGACAUCCAGGGCAACGUCUACAUCCGGCACCCCGUGUCCCUGGAGCAGUACCUGAUGGAGGGCAGCUACAACAAGGUCUUCCUGGCCAAGGGCAACAUCCCAGCCGAGAGCUACACCUUCUUCAUUGACAUCCUGCUGGACACCAUCCGGGAUGAGAUCGCUGGAUAUGAGAAGGCCUAUGAGAAGAUCCUGUUCAGUGAGGCCACGCGCAUCCUGUUCUUCACCACAGCCAAGAAGAUGAGCGACUAUGCCAAGAAGAGGGGCUGGGUGCUGGGACCCAACAACUACUACAGCUUCCUGAGCCGGCAGCACAAGGCUGAGGAUGCCACCAUCCCCUCCACUGAGCUGGCCAAGCAGGUCAUCGAGUACGCAAGGCAGCUGGAGAUGAUCGUCUGAGGGGGGUCAAUGGCAUCUAUGGGGGGCCCAAUGGCAUCUA
Melopsittacus undulatus (budgerigar) is the source of this 928-nucleotide messenger RNA. It is a transcript of the gene PSMD8, whose product is annotated as proteasome 26S subunit, non-ATPase 8. NCBI's taxonomy places the organism in Eukaryota, Metazoa, Chordata, Aves, Psittaciformes, Psittaculidae. Gene Ontology annotation, cellular component: proteasome regulatory particle; nucleus; proteasome regulatory particle, lid subcomplex. Gene Ontology annotation, biological process: proteasome-mediated ubiquitin-dependent protein catabolic process. The record is from RefSeq and is a predicted model, not a curated record.